This is a messenger RNA of Diachasmimorpha longicaudata, 7283 nucleotides long. Its product is annotated as mucin-2. The coding region runs from base 245 to 6535 and encodes 2096 amino acids. NCBI's taxonomy places the organism in Eukaryota, Metazoa, Arthropoda, Insecta, Hymenoptera, Braconidae. The record is from RefSeq and is a predicted model, not a curated record. The transcript has 11 exons.
GUUCUAUAUAGGCCUUUGGCUUGCUCACUAUCCCUUCAAACUGUCCAGGACUUUAAAGCCGCGCGGUAAGAAAAUCGACAGAUUAAUUCACCGAAAAGUGGGUGGAUAGUUUUUUUUUCUCUCUGUUCCCUCUGUGAUUCCUGUAAUGUAUCAGUGGUGUACAGUGCUGGGGUGAAGUAAUUAUUUUUUGGAGAAGCGACCAAUCAAUAGUUGGAAUUUUCAAACAGGAUUUUCUAUUAUAAAAAUGAUUUUGAGAGACAGUGUGUCUCUGAUGUUCGGCUUCUGCCUGAGCCUAAUAGUAAUUCCAGACCAUGCAUCAGCAGAGAGAUGGUCGCGGCAGGUGUCCAACAGUGAAUGGAUACCUUUGGCUAAUCCGAGAUCGCAGUUGCGACAGGAGUCGCAGAUUAGUCAGACUUCGACUCUACCGGAGCUGAAUUUACCACCGCAAUUGAGACAGGAAUAUCAGUCACAAUUGUUACAACUACAGAAGACUCAGGAGAGUAUUCAGAAGCUAUUAUUGCUGCAACAGCAAUUACGAUCACAGCAACAACUUUUGCAGAAUCAAGCGUACCUACCCAAUGCCGUAGCCCCUGAAGAGGAUAAGCAGGCCUUCCACCAAUCUUCGAUCUCCAAUUCCCGCAACUUGCCAAACCUCACCCCUGAGAUACUCACCCCACCUCUACCACCCACAGAAACUGUCCCCCCAGUGUUUUCACCUCAAGAAUUCCGUCAGCCUUCUCACUCUGAAAAAUACUCGAUCGACAGACCGAAGGUAUCGGCUCAGCAAGUCUCCGGCCCAUCGAACGCCGGGGAAAACUCGGCAAAUGAGGAUGAAGAGAUCCAGGUGGUUUACGUACCAGCGGAAACGCUUGCGCAACGAGGCCAUCAACACAAGGAGGACAGAAACCGUGAUAACAAGCAGUUUACAUUCCCCAAUAACCGCGAACAGCACCAACGCUACCAAAUACUCCCGAAUUCAGAUCUUUCAUCGCCGGAUGACAACUCCUAUACCUCUGACUAUGUUCAAUUCCCCAAGGAGUCGACGAGAACUGAUAGCAAUGACUUUCUAAAAGCAGUGAGAGACAGAGAACUAGAGAGACUGAAUGACCAACGGCGAGAAAUCCAGAAGCAAGCAAAGAUUCAAGCAGCGGCUCAACAACGGGAGCAAGAACGAACGCGUCAGCGAGAAGCGGAAAAGAAACGAAAGGAACUUCUCAAAAUAGAAGAAGCGGCUAGACAAAGGGAAUUGGACAGAAUCAGAGAGGCUCGCGAGCGUCAACGACUUCAGGAACUGGAACGCGAGAAGGAAAGAGCAGCCAAGGCGAGACAAGCGGAGAUAGAUCGAUUGGCCUCACUGGAACGUCAGAAGAAGCUGGAGCUUGAGAAACUAGCGCGUAAAGAAGAGGAACGAGCUAAACAACUUGCUGAGAAGAGGGAGAAGGAGGCAUCUGAGUCUGUCCAACAGGAAUACGUUGGCAAUAAUUAUCAUCAGCAGCACUUAACUGAGUCGGGUAAGCAAAAACAUAACCGGAACCGGGCGAAACCUAGACUGCGAGCCCACCAUAAAAACCCUCAAGAUCAUAUUGAACGAAGUCACGACACCUCCACUUCAGCACCAACGCCGAAUCAACCGCCAUUGGCGGUCUUCAUGGGAUCUGAUGAUCUUAUUGCACAGGAAGUCAAAAUUGUUGACGUUCUUCGAGUCUUGAGAGAAGCCAAGACCAUUGCUGUAGUUGAUCAAGUGACGUCGGAAUCCCCAAAGGUUUUCGUAGGGCCUUCCAACUUAGACAUCCCCAAUACAUAUUCAAAAUUUGAUCUUCCUUAUCUAUCUUCAUUGGACACAACUCGAGUUGAAAGAAGAGUAGAUAAAUUACCGUUCUUCGUUGCUCCUCUAAGCUUCAAUCCACCGCCGGGAUAUUCAAAAAUUCCAUUUCCAGCCCCUCAUAUUGGAUCUGUUAUUGUCAACACGAUUGAUGGACAUCUGGGAACAGGCCCAUCAGGACCAUCAGCCAUAUUGGAAAAUAAAUCUCAUCCUAGUCCGCACCCCUUGAUCGAGCCUAAUUCAUUUUUGUCCUCGGAACAAAGAUCUACGUACCAAUCAACUUAUCAACCGGCCUAUGAAUCCCCAACUACUCCGAGUUACUCGACAUAUGGACAAGACCAUGUUACUCAGCAGUAUCAGCCAACAGUGCACUUUCCUCCAAGUGGAGGAAACGAUAGGUUUAGAGGCCGACAGAAUGGGCAACAGGAGCAACAGCAAUAUCAGUCCACUGUCCAGCAUCUAGAUCCGACAGAAACACCAAAUGCUUCAUUAUCACCUUAUCAAGAAGAUUUGAAUGCUUCGGCUAGACCACACCGUCCAGACUACCCGGAAGAGGCAAUUUCAAGUUCUGUGACUCCAGGUAGUCAGAACGCCUACAGAAAACCCUCAGUUGUAUCGUCUUAUGAAUAUGAACAGGGAACUGUUUCGACAACGCCAGUUUUUGAAAAUAGUUAUGUUCAUACGAGAGUUCAGCCGAACAGCAAUCAAGAGCUGACGUCUCAGUUAGCGCAGAUCAAUCAGCAUGACUACUCACAACACCGACAUGCUGAUGAUGUCUUUGCGCAUCCCGUUCAGCAAGCAGGAGCUGAGCAGCAUCACGGACAUCAUCAUGCUGGAGAGAACUUCGAGUCUACUAUUUCUGGGUCCUAUGAGGAUGGGGGACGCAGCACGGUGAAUCCCUCGCACUAUAAUCUUCCAGCGGAGCUACCCCCGAUUCAUCCUCAACUUCCGGGAUUGGUCAACUCCUUGAUAGAGAACAAACAAGACCGGACGACGACUACAACAACAGAAACUCCGACGACGACGACGGAAGUGCAUACAUCGACCUAUAGGACACGGACACGUCACAGGGGCCGAGUUACUCGUCCACUUACAACAACUACGACGUCUGCACCAGGGACGAGGGAGUCGAGUAGAAGUUCUCCCGAGAGAACAAGGAGACCUGUAAGUAGAUCACGAUCGAGGUACACAACUACUACAGAAGACUAUAAAGAGAGUUACGAGCCCACGAGAUCUAAAAAUCCAGAGACGACUACAAAGUACAGUACCAGUGAGUCCUACAGGAGAACAACUGCUCCAAAGAGUAUGAAGAAUAAGAGUCGAACGAGCCCACGUCCCUAUGAAUCAGCACCUUUGAAUCAAAUUCAAAACACUCAGCCUCUAGAGACAGUCUCAGAUGAAUCAAAUCCUUCGUUGGAGUCAGGUAGCUCCCAGGGCGACAGUUACUCCCAAUACAACAUUCCCAUCUCCUCUGAAAGUCCGGAAAGCUCUUACCCCCCCGAGACGGACUUUUCAAAAACUCCAAACUAUCCCCGGCCAGUACCCUCCCAUCGAGAACAGAGACCAUUGGCUGACGACACCGGAAUCCCCCAACAGCACUACCAAGAAAGAUAUCAGAGUGGCCUUGGAUACCAAGCGAGUUUAAUUGACCAAAAUGAUCAGUACAACUAUCCAAUUAAUCAUGAAGAGUCACAUUUGGGAGUGUCCCCUGCUCCUAACGAUUACUACUACCCUGAUAAAAGCGACAGUGUCGAGGCUUCAGGACAGCAAACUAAUGGUCCAACUGAGAAUCCCAUAUACACUCAAAUUUUGGAGUACAUGCCCGGCAGCCAUCCAGGAGGACAACAGGGAGUAUUGAGCACUGAGUACAACCAGUCUGGACAGUACUCCGGGGAGAAAAACAGUGGAAUUAUCGAAGAUGGACAUGGCUAUAUUCAUGAAAGUUCAUAUGAACCUGUUGAGGAAACUACGGAAGCAAUCAUAACGACAACUACAGAAGCACCUGUAAAAGUUCGGCAACGAACUCGCGGACGUUUAAGUAGUCGCACUCGUCAGGACUCGGCUAUUCAAACGAGUCCCCGCGGCUCUCAAGAUGACUAUGUACAAUUCAGUGCUGCCACCAGACCUCCAGCAAGCCGCACAUCGUCAUCUCGUCAACGCGACAGUUCUCGUCGUGUAAAAACUCGUCCUCAGAAUCAAGCGCAAGUACAAAGUGAAGGUGAAGGAUUCGUUCGAAUUCAGUCCUCAAAUCGUCACAACCAUCCGAAGACAAUUGUUCAAACAGCAAAAAUCACAACAACAACUCCAACACCUCUAACAACGACUGAAGAUUCCUCCAUUAAUUCCGAGGACAUUGAGUACGGUUUCAUAAGGGCCCCGAAUUUCAAUCAACCCCAGAAUCAAAUCAGUAGUAAAUUCCGUGCCCCGGAUUCCCAAAUUCAACUGCAAAAUGUUGCCCCAACGGAUGAGACCGCCGAAGAUUCAAGUCCCAGUGUCACUCAAAUUCCAAAGCAUCGACAAAAAUAUCAGUCCCCCAACAGACCUCGACCGGACAUCAAAUCCACGGCCUCUAGCAUUAUCACAACGACACCCAGCCUCGAAGGAUACACCAACAAGCCCAAAGUGAGAGCCGAAGAGCCGAAAAACCGAAUUAGAACAAGAGUAAGGAGACCCGGUAACAGAAGACGCCCAGCCACGACGACAACAACCACCACUACCACUGAGGAUGUACUAGACGGUAAUAACAAUCUACCACUUGAUGAGAAUUAUCCGAGAAUACCCAUCCGUCAUGUCGAGAGCUCAGGCGAGAGGCAGCUGUACGAUAUGAGUUAUGAGACGUUACCGAAUGCAGGAGAAGGUGCUAUGAGCAGAGUUGAUUACACAGGAGAAAACUAUCCUCAAGAUUUUGCCGUAAAUUUCGGUGGAAAUUUCGAAACCGAAGAACCGCAGGAUGACCUCCCACUGGCAAAUCCCAUAAAAAAGCAUCAAUCUCAAAGUAAUCGACCUGGUCCUUCAACCGGAAGACUCAGAGCAUAUUCUCAUCAUCAAACAGCUGCCCCUGAGCGUGAUAUCUAUGGCGCUGAGAGCCAGUGGUCAACGAAACUCUCGAAAUCAUCCUUUCAACCGAGUCUAAAUCAACUAAAGCAAGACGACGAUAAAAGCAUUAAUGGGGGAUCAGAAGAAACGAGGGAACCAGGCCCGGAAAUUAUUACUGCCCGGCCAGAGGAGGCAUUUGUCACGGUUUUAAUUACUUCUGAUGAUAAAUUGAAUGAUACGAAGAAGGAAUUUGUGCCACAGGAUAUUUCAAUGGAGUCCGUAGCUAUUGGACAAAAUACUUCAUCAGAAGGAACAACAAUGAGUUCGGGAAUCAGCGAAGAAAAUACUCAACAUCCUAUGAGAAAGACUGGAAAUAGAAGACGCCGCGUUAGAAUUCGCGUUCGGCCCGCCUCUUCCACGGAAGACUUUGUAACGUCCGAGUCCCAACACAUAAACUCGGCAGUGAACAGCCUGGUACAAGAUCAUCCAAAGCCCGAGAGUCGUUCAUCAACUCUUUCUCCACCGACAACCCCAGAGCCCACUGAAGUACCAACAACCAUUCCUCCCGAAAUGCCAAGUGUUAACGAAUCGAUCGCCUCCACCGACGAGACAACAAUCCAUUAUACUAAGAUCCCGGAAGACCCCGGAACAUCAGACUCAUCAGACUACAGACCCAUGAAUAAUGAAGAUACUGUGGCCGUUAAGACCGAGAAUGAUUCGACUAAACCCCCAACAACUCCACAAACUAUCCCAAAAGACGACGCAACUGAUGAGCCAACAAUGAUCCCUGACAUCGCCACCGACUCGUUUUUGAUGACGACAAUGACAGUUCCCAGGAAAUCCUGGGAUUCGGCUAAUGGCUAUGCCGAGUGGUUCAAGUCCAAGCAAAUGAAUUAUUUCCCACGAUCACAGGAGCAGUAUGACGAUAGUUCUGAAUCCUCUGGAGACAAUUCACACCCAAAAAAUCAUAGGAGUGAAUGGAGCAAAGUUCGAUACCCAAAUGACCGAGGAUUUUUCGGUUAUGGUAGAUCUGGUGCUCUCACUCCCACGACGCAGCUCCCGAGAAUUGUGACGGACUCCGUUGGAGAUUCGAAUGUCAAAAUUUUACCGGACUACGUUCAGGAAAUUUUUGAUACAAUGAAAAACGCCGACGAGGAGAGAGUGAUUGGGCAUAAUGGCGAAGACUUAUGGAAAGAUGAACAAAAGUUAAUCCCAUCCACUGAGAACUUGACACAUCCGAACACUGGUACCGGACCUGAGGAUAUGGUGACAACGAUGGGAAUUCAAAGAUCCGAAAUUAAAGAAAAUCAAGAGAAUAAUGAACGACAAGAUUUUCCAUAUCCAAAUGGAAAAGCUGAGGAGGGAGAAUUGAGGGAGACAAUGACAAAUGCACCCUCUGAUGUUCAAGUGUCUGGUAAAGACGAAGAGACAAAUUUACUGACCUCGACUUCGGAAUCUCCCACGACAGUUUUAACUUCAGCCGGUACAGAUCAACCUUUUAAUGAAAUAUCAACAGAAAAAAAUGGAAAAUCAGCUUCUGAGAGUAUUUUGAAUGCUCCAACGAAACUAGGAACGAUCUUGCGAACAUCGACUACAACCAAGGUCUCUCACAUGACGGAAAUAUGCUACAGGGGUCGGUGUGUAAUGACGAAACCCCGACAGGACAGUAGGAGGUGAAGUCCACAAUUAUUCUUCAUUUAUUGAAUAAUGAAGUGAUAAAAAUCGGAACUUUUGAAAAAUUAUGAAAGCUAGAGAUUUCAAUUAUUAUUUUUCAGGAAGGCUCUUCCUACUCAGAAGCAAGAAAUUUUAUUUUUUAUGAAAUUUCAUUUUUUGUAAAAGCAUUCUCUGGAUUCUUUCAUACUGACAACUUCUCACAUUACUAUACAAUUCACUUCUUAUUUUUCAUCACUUCAUUGAGGGAUUCCCCUCACAAAUUCAUCACUUUUGAAAAUUUUCUCAAGUCAUACUUUGCUAUCAUCAUAAAAAUUACUGAUUUCACAAAUAAUUCGCCAUUUUUCCAAUAAGUAACGCGCAAUAUCGUCAUCAUUGACCCCAAUGCCAAAUUCAAGUGAAUCGAUUAUUAUUUCCCCUCCUCCCUUUCCCCAUUUGUAUUGUAUAAGCUCUAAAUUAUUCGUACUAACGCAGAGUUAAUUACACGAGAGUAACUUAUGGAAAACUCUUGUAACCCAGUCGCAUUUCUCGAUGGAAAAUGAGGGACAGGUGCGUGUGGAUUUUUAAUUUCCAUAGGAAAUAUCAUUCCAAGUGUGUCUACGUUAGUUUUAAUCAUUAAUGCAAUCAUUAAUGUACGUAUUUAAUUAUAAUGUAAUUGGAGUGGUUGGAUUGUUGGUGAUGUACGGAGGUAUUACUCGUAUCAAGUGAUUCGAGACCAAUAAUGUAUUUUGAAUAAAAAGAAAAAUAUUACGAA